AUGGCCGAAGUAUUUGGAGCGGUUGUAGGAGGCAUUACGGUCUGCCACGGGCUUAUUAAAGUCUGUAAAAAGAUACACAAGGCGUUGAACCGCGUUCAAUACGCCAGAGAAGACAUUGCACAACUCGCAGAUGAAGGAAUAAUAUUCGCCGAUCUAUUCAAAACCUUUGAAGGCACAUGGGAUGAAGAUAUGGAGAGAUCAAUCGAUACAUCGCUUGCGACUCAACGUCUGAGCUGCUGGACAGAGGCUCUCGUGGAUGACCUUCGCCAGAUUCUUGUCAAGGUCAAGGCACUCACCCUAGACGGGAACCGAGAUCAGUCUUUCGCCUUAGUGUUCAGGGCACAUCUCGACUGGUUCUUCAAAAAGGGUGCUGUGGAGAGACUACGUGCAUCGCUCAGUGUUGCGAGAAUAUACAUGAACGGAUAUUUCACCAUUGUCGAAAUUCAAAAGCUGAUUCAGCUAAAGGAAGUCCUAAUCAGGGCUCUACGUGUUAGUGCACUACGUCAACAGUAUAAAACCAAGUUCGAUAUGCGAUUAGAGGACAAGCUUGAAUCUGUCAUACAGGACUUGUACGACAAGACAACGGUGUACGACGCCACGGAUAGGAUAAUGAAAUCUGCAAGACGCAAAUUAGCCAUGGCUGAACAGAAGAGUCUUAGGAAUCAGUCGAAUUCGCAAACAGAACUGCUCCUUGCCUUCACAGAAUCCGUAGAGAAGUGUGCCAGGAACAUCAUCCCUGCUUCGAAAUCGAGAAAACGCACUAGAAGUGCAACGCCAUCAGUGGCAUCCCGCACGACGUCUUAUGAUACAGAUUCAAACGCUCGCCCAUCUCCAGCAAGUUCCAGGAAAGCUGCUAAUAUUCCAAGAACUAUGACGAGCCAGUCUGGGAUACGAACAAACAGCAAAUCACAGCCCGGACCGCAUUUGGAUCCAAGGACAGUUAAAGUCAGUUUGAAUCCUUCACAGACUAAAUUGCCUCAAAAGGAAGCAGUCAUACUGUCGCCAAGAACGAUCAGAACUGAAUCAGCAUUGGACUUUCGCAUAAUUACCGAAAAAGUCGGACGGCACACGAUAUCGAUGUAUCCUCAGGCUGUAAAAUUUAAUGAUCACUAUUUCGAUGUAGCAAAUGGAAAGCAUGUCAGGACUUUCUAUCAGGCGCUAAGGAAGAAUGUGGACAGGCUGGACGGUCUCGAUCGUGCUCUCAAGUCGUAUUGUGGAGAAGAGGGCGAAUGGAACGAACUCCCAGGCUGGCGUAUUCAACUACAAGGGUGGAAAGCAGCCGUUAUUGUCGAAGGAGAUCUUGGCAGACUCAAGGAAGCUUCGAAUUGUGCUCCUUCUCCAGGCGUUUUGGCCUCCUCGUCCAAAUACCUGUGCUUUGAAGAAAAUAUCCCCUUACAGAUACAAGGGUCCCGUGCGAGCCAUAAUUGCACAAAGAUUAUCAGAACUUGCCCCAAGACCUUCUACCGAUAUUUUGACGGAUAUAAGCUCUUAGAGACGGCCUGGUUCGAUUUCACAACAUUUCUCUAUAACCAUGUGUUCCGGGCUGACAGCAUUGUCUUCUUCCUUGGUGAUAAAUACGGAAGCCUCAUGAACAGGAAUUUGCGGUUGUCUCUUGAUCUGGUCCAGAAUCCAGCAAUGUCACUUUCACUGCAUUUGCGCAACAUGCAUAAUCCAGUAUCCCGGUUUCAGAAACAGUGGUAUAGUAUAGAAUACUAG
Plenodomus lingam JN3 is the source of this 1716-nucleotide messenger RNA. RefSeq lists its product as uncharacterized. NCBI's taxonomy places the organism in Eukaryota, Fungi, Ascomycota, Dothideomycetes, Pleosporales, Leptosphaeriaceae. The record is from RefSeq and is a predicted model, not a curated record.